Messenger RNA from Oncorhynchus gorbuscha (pink salmon), 2371 nucleotides. RefSeq names its product beta-1,3-galactosyltransferase 2-like. Gene Ontology annotation, molecular function: N-acetyl-beta-D-glucosaminide beta-(1,3)-galactosyltransferase activity. The coding region runs from base 645 to 2015 and encodes 456 amino acids. The transcript has 2 exons. NCBI's taxonomy places the organism in Eukaryota, Metazoa, Chordata, Actinopteri, Salmoniformes, Salmonidae. The record is from RefSeq and is a predicted model, not a curated record. Gene Ontology annotation, cellular component: membrane.
CAGAGCGAUAGCACAGCAAGAGAGAUAGGGAGCGAGGGAGGUUGAUAGAGGGGAAGCGUGUGGGGACAGAAGAGACAUAAGUGACACAGAGAGCACCGUGGAUGAAGAGAAUGUAGCUCGGGUGCUCUACACACACACUGGCACCAAGAGCCAGUGUGCCCGAGUGAAUUUGACAAUGAGUCAUAUUUAAAACCAAGGGAGGGAUCGCUCUGCGCGUGUGGGUGCGUUCGCAGCAAAAGGCAUUGAAAAACAUGGCAGAGAAGGAACGACACCGGCCAAAGCGGGAUCCAUAGAAGCAGUCGCACCGUUAUUGGGCCACCACACACAGAGAGAAAAGCAGCGAUAAAACGGUAACCGUGAGAUGGAGCUGAGAGGUGAGCCACGGUGUGUGGUGGACAGGAAGAAAUAGAUAAACCAUUGAAGCUGGCAGCAGCACUGGGCAGAGUCAUGGGCAGGUUGUUGUGCCCUAGUAGAUGAGAGAUGAGGGGAGCAAGCCCGCCGCACUGCCCUGAAACGACUUGAACUGGGGGAACAGAUAAAAACGUUGGCCUCUGCUGAAGACCGCAUGAACCUGGUUGAAACAUAUGGGCAGGUUUGUCAACUGACCAACAAUUCAAAGUGACUUGAAUGUUACGGUUCAAUACAUGCACCACCUCCCGACUAAUUACUUGGUUCAUCAACGAUAUCGCACACAGCAUACGCCUGACCUGACCGAGUGUGUUACGGCUGCCCACGUGAGGUGGUACACAGACACCAUGCAGUGGAGGCGCCGCCACUGCUACACGCAUGUCGCUGGCCUACUGUCUCUCCUCUCGCUCCUGAUCAUCCUGGGCCAUCAAGACUGGCUACCGGGCCUCAGGGGGCCAACAUGGCAGAGGGAGCACCUAGUGGCUUACACUGAAAGAGGACUACACUCUACCAAAGAAAAAGGGAAUCACAGCUCUUCACAGACUCUAUGGAGGGAUGCACUGGUUCCCCCUUCGCCUCCGGAAAGAAAUGCCAACCUCAGUUCCCCUCAGGACUCCUCCUUUCCACAGGGGAUUACGGGACUGGAGAACUCAGUGGCGGCUAAUGCUAGCUUGAGUGGGGAAAUCGGGCUAAGGGGCCUGCUGACCUCAGAGCCAUACCCUUACAUCAUCAAUGAGCCCGACAAGUGCCGAGAGGGCAACCCAGAGCCAUUCCUGGUGCUGCUGAUAGCCACUGAGGGCAAUCAGGUGGAAGCCAGGGAGACCAUUCGGCAGACCUGGGGGAACGAGAGCAUGGUCCCGGGCCUAAGCUUUGUUAGGCUCUUCCUGUUAGGCGUAAAGGAGGGCAGGGUAGGCCGCCUGCAGCAGAGCAGCCUGGAGGCCGAGAGCCGGAGGCACCAUGACAUCAUCCAGCAGGAUUACAUGGACACUUACAACAACCUGACUAUAAAAACCCUGAUGGGCAUGCACUGGGUGUCCACGCACUGCCCAGGCACCAACUAUGUCAUGAAGACAGACAGUGACAUGUUUGUCAACACAGAGUAUCUCGUGCACAAGCUGCUCCAGCCAGAGAUGCACCCUAAACGGGACUAUAUUACGGGCUACCUGAUGAGGGGCUAUGCACCCAACAGGAACAAGAAUAGCAAGUGGUACAUGCCCCCCGAGCUGUACCCCAGCGAGGUGUACCCUACUUUCUGCUCAGGAACGGGUUAUGUGUUCUCAGGGGACCUGGCUGGAAAGAUCUACAGGGCCUCCCUGGGUAUCCGCAGGCUGCAUCUGGAGGACGUUUACGUGGGCAUCUGCCUGGCCAAGCUGCGGAUCGAACCCACGCCGCCGCCUAAUGAGUUCCUGUUCAACCACUGGCGGGUGUCCUACUCCAGCUGCAAGUAUAGCCACCUCAUAACCUCCCACCAGUUUCACCCCAACGAACUGCUCAAGUACUGGCAUCACCUGCAGAGCAACAAGCACAACGCCUGCAUAAACACAUCCAAAGACAAGGUGGGCAGGUUUCACCAGAGGAAACUGCAGGGUGUACAGCCUAUUUGGUGACAGAGGGUUGAGUGUGAUGUUAGGUCAUUGCCUGUGCAGGAGUCACUGGGCAAGAGAUGAGAGUCAAGCAUGUUUUUGGACAAACUAAUGCUUGAAGACAAUUUUUUUUAAACUACAGUUUAUAUAUUCGAGUUUAAUACAUUCAUUGAUUGAAAGAAUAUAUGCAUUGGGGUACAGAGGAAGACAUCACUUAUGUAAAAUGUGGGUGCUGUUUAUUAUGAGGAUAUAGCUUAAGACUAUUGGUGGACUGUCACUGUCCAGUAUCCAUUUUGUUCAACUUGAGUUUAAAUACUUGUACUUUUAACCCCCUAAGGUUGAAUCGAAGAAUCAUAAUAAAAAAAGAUCUGUAAUUUUCA